Messenger RNA from Mytilus trossulus (common blue mussel), 445 nucleotides. Its product is annotated as ficolin-2-like. The transcript is spliced from 2 exons. Lineage: Eukaryota; Metazoa; Mollusca; Bivalvia; Mytilida; Mytilidae. The record is from RefSeq and is a predicted model, not a curated record. The annotation marks the transcript as partial.
UUAGGUAAUGAAAAACUCCAUAAUCUAACUUCUCAAGGAAGUUAUGAAUUGCUCAUCACGAUGGAGGACUUUUAGAAUGAAAACAGAUAUGCCAAAUAUACCAACUUCAAAAAAGGAGAUGAAAAAACAAAAUUUAAGAUGACAUGUGUGAGAUAUACGGGAGAUGCUGGUGACUCUCUGGCCCACCAUAAUGGUCGAAAAUUCAGUACUGAGGAUCAAAAUAAUGAUGAUCAUUCAGGAUCCUGUACUAAAUGGCAUAAAGGUGGAUGGUAGUACGGAAGAUGUCACACUGCCAAUUCAAACGGUCUUUAUCUCGCUGGGAGUGACUCGGCCAGCACUAUUGGGAUUAACUGGAAGGCUUGGAAAGGCUACAAUUACUCACUGAAAGCAACAACCAUGAUGAUAAGAAGAAAAUGAUUAAAUCUGCUGAAUAAAAGAGAAACGU